Lotus japonicus is the source of this 1317-nucleotide messenger RNA. RefSeq lists its product as uncharacterized. Gene Ontology annotation, molecular function: DNA binding. NCBI's taxonomy places the organism in Eukaryota, Viridiplantae, Streptophyta, Magnoliopsida, Fabales, Fabaceae. The transcript is spliced from 11 exons. Gene Ontology annotation, cellular component: nucleus. The record is from RefSeq and is a predicted model, not a curated record. Gene Ontology annotation, biological process: DNA recombination; DNA repair; DNA replication. Bases 1 to 1317 code for a protein of 438 amino acids.
AUGACAGACCUCAUAUCAGAUGUUUGUCUUUCAAAAUCAACAAGUUCCUUCGCUGCAAGGAUAUUACGUAUGUGGACUCUGCCUUCCUUUGACAAUCCAUCAGACAUAGGUACUAUUGACAUAGUAUUGAUGGAUCAUCAGAGUUCGAAAAUACAAGCAUCAAUAAAAGGCUCGGCUGUCAUUGAGAUCUUUAAUGGUAAACUCAUGGAAGGUGAGGUAUACCAGUUUAGUGGUUUAGCUGUUUCGGAUAUAAUCGGAUUGUUAUCUGGUCAACCUCGGCUCACUCAUUAUGGAAAGGGAAAGACGAAGAUUCUCAAUAUAGAUCUGUUAAUUGAUGGACAUAAAAUGGAGUGCGCAUUGUUUGAUAAUGUGUUCUUUAUGGUGAUUUUAUACAAAGGUAAAAAUGUACUACAAAACUCAAUGUAUGGAACAAAGAUAUUUUUCAACCCUGAUAUUCCUGAGGUCCUUGCUAUCAAACAAAGUAUAAUGGUCAAUCAAAGUCUCACACCAUUCAAUAAUCAACUCAAUGAUCCAAGCCAAUUGAAACCAGAAGAUGACUUCUUACGCCUGACGCCGAGGAUGGAUAUUGAGCAAAUGAAGGAGUGCAGAACGGAAAUGUAUGUUGUGUUCCAAGCAACAGUGAAGCAUAUAAUUGACCCAGAUGAUUGGUGGUAUGCCGCUUGUGUUUGCCAUAAAUCUGUUCAUCAACGUAAUAAGUUGAACUUCUGUGAUUCUUGCAAUCAAGAUCUCUUCACUGUAUACCCAAGGUAUCGGAUUAAGCUUCGUGCAAUCGAUGACAAAGAUUCUGCUACGUUAGUCAUUUUUUAUCGUGAGGCUUCUAUAAUGCUAAAUAAGUCGUGUGCAGACUUGAUUCAAAUUCUUGACAAGAAUGGUUCACUACACACUCCGCCAAAUGAAAUACUUCAACUUGCUGAAAAGACAUUCCUGUUCAAAGUUGAAAUAAAGCAAAAUAGAAUGUCAAAUUAUGAAGCAUGCUACCCAGUUAAGAGACUCACAGAUGAUGUUGGACUAAUCCAAAAGUUCAUUGAAAUGACUCCUAAUCAGUUGAUAUUUAAAGGUAAAGCCAUUGCAUCGCUUUCUGAAACUGAUAGUUCUUAUGAGAAUACUUAUAUGUUGAUCAAUACCCCGAAGGACUUGCUCUCUGAUUUCACUGCUGCCAAUGAUGACAACAAUGUUAAACAGACAGUGGAUCAAGUUAUUACAUAUAAGAGGAAAGUUGAAAAUGAAGCUAACUUUGUGGCUGAUGGAUCUUCCGUUAAUCGUUUGAAGAAAGUUAUCAAAGUGGAGAAGAACUAA